GUUAGCGUAUCUAAUAAUAUUACACAUGAUGACAUACAUCUUUUAUGUUAUACAAAAAAACUUGUUUCGAUGCUAGUAAUCGUAAGUUUCAAAGUUCCAUCAAUGAUGUCGAAAUAGUUCGACGUUCCGUAGAUUGGUACACGAUCAAUGAGUGUUGUACAGUGUUGUAUGAUAUGACUCUCAGUAUUAACAAGAUAUUUCAAAGUUUUCGCAAUAAAUGCGGCAGUAUUGAGAUAUAAAAAAUGACGUUUUUAUUUAAGAAGAAUCAUAGUUUGCCAACGGCAUGCUUCACAAAUGCUGUUAUUUCGUGAGUUUCGAAAAAUCGAACGAAACUAUAAGCAUAACCUAUGGAAAUUUUUCAUGCUCACUUCUGUAAAUAAGAUUGUUUAUAUAGUAAUUAAGAAGCUUUCUGAUUUUUCAAAAUGUUGGAAGGACUCGUUGCUUGGGUGUUAAAUAAUUACCUAGGAAAAUAUGUCGAAAAUUUAAACACAGAUCAAUUGAGCAUUGCUUUACUAUCGGGGGAAGUCGAACUAGAAAAUCUUCCGUUAAAGAAAGAAGCAUUGCGUCACAUUGGUUUACCAAUUGAAAUAAAAGCAGGAUUUAUCGGUAAAGUUAGGUUGCAAGUACCUGUUCGUCAAAUAAGAACAGCGUCAUGGGUCAUAGCCAUAGAACAACUUUAUUUAGUAGCAGGACCAAUCAGUUUAGAUGAAUUUGACAAUGAGGCAGAAGAGCAAGCAAUUUUAGAGUAUAAGUUGAGUCGACUAGAUUCUUUGGAAGCAAGAUGGAGAACAGACACAGAGCAUGAUCCUGGAUACUAUGCUGCAAGUUAUAGUUCAUGGGUAAAUUAUGGUACUUCCUUAGUUACAAAUAUCAUCGAAAAUUUACAGCUUAACAUUAAGGAUGUUCAUAUAAGAUAUGAGGAUGGUAUAACAUUAUCGGAUGGCAUUGCACUGGGUAUAACUAUAGGAGCUUUAACAGCUCAGAGUUGUGAUGCUAGUUGGAUACCUGGAUCAACUUCAUGGAAUCUUACAGAUGCAUCUUUUAAGCUUAUGGAACUUGAUAAACUUUCCAUUUACUGGAAUCACUUGAAAAAGGAGGAAUUUUUUGGUUCUCUCAAUCUCGGUGAUUUAGCUAUUGCUAUGAGCGAACCAAAAAAUGUAAUAAAAAAGUACAUUUUAUCACCCGUUAGUGCAAGAGCGCAUAUUAAAAGAGAUAGAUCUGAACGACCUUUAAGAUCAACAAGUAAACCAAGAAUUAUAGUAGACCUUCUGUUAGAUGAUGUUCCAUUAUGUCUCACAGAUGUACAGUACGAACAAAUAGUUAAAUGUAUAAGAGGCCUCAAAGACAUAGAUCGACAUAAGCAACAGAGACGUUGCCGACCAACAGUCAGCGUUUCCGCAGCACCUAAAGAAUGGUGGAAAUAUGCAGCACGAUGUCAUCUUGGUAAAGACACCCUCAUACCUAAACCUACUUGGGAGGACAUUCUUCAGAGAGGCAGAGAAAAUAUUUUAUAUGUGGAGAGUUACACUAAAUUGCUAGGAACACCAACUAGUAUUUUACCUUCGGAUACUAAACAGUUAAAAGAAAAGGUAGAACAGGAACGCAGUUUCGACGAACUCAGAGUAUUGAGAGAGAUAGCGAUGCACAGAGUUAGGCCACCAAAACUUGUACAGAAUUCCAACGUGAACGUUCCACAGCCUCGUGGAAUGCUUGAGCAGUGGUUCCCACAGUGGUGGGGUUGGUACUCAAAGGCACCAAACAUAAAUACUCAGACUACGUCGUCCACGUUCGAUGGAGAACUUCUGGACGUUUUAGCGGAUACUAUGGACGAUGACACUUUGCUACGUCGUGAUACCGUGUUUGGCCAGUUUAAUUUCACGUUAUCGAAAGGUGCCGUUUCUUUAUGCACAACGAAAAAUGAUAGCGAGAUUGAAAAAUCUGUAAUAGAACUGCAGUUUGAACGUGUAAAUUUGAGUUACGAGUCGAGACCCAGAUCUGGAUCACACAAGUUUUCUAUCAGUUUAGGAGCACUGUACUUGCACGACUACCUCACAGAGAAUUCCACUUUCCCCAUCUUGGUACAACCUCAAGUAAUAUUUUCUACUACCUCACGAAUUCGUAGUUCUACGGAAAAACUGACAAAUCAGUUACCUCAACACUUAUUUGAAAUGACGUACGAGAAACGACCGCUACAUUUGACCGCUGACCACUCGCUGCACGUGAACUCGAGGUCUCUGGACGUGGUAUACAACCCUGCUGUGAUACACUGGCUCAUAGACUUCAUAUGUAAACCGCAUAGGGCAUCCACGAAUCAAAAAUUUCAAGCGAUGAAGCGCAGAACUCGGAGGCAGCUUAUCAAGAAUUGGGAACAGAUCUUGGAUGCAGAUCUCGUGUAUCGAUCAUCGUGGGAUUUGCAGUUUAAUAUAUCCGCACCGCAAAUUUUACUGGUGGAGAACUUCGUGGACUCGAAUGCCGCAGUCGUAGUCGUUGAUUUCGGAAAGCUUCACUUAUCGAACAAUGUACAGAACAACGAGGUAAUCAUAAAACCUGGCUCAGGAACGAACAGCGACGACGAGGACGAGAGGUUCGAGACACCGUGUUCAACCCCGCCUGGCAGUCAAGAAAAUGGUUCCAUUCAAGAUUUCCAAACGAUAUCCGAAACAGCGUUACACCAGAAACUGUACGACCAUUACUCCAUCGACCUGGUCGAUUUACAAAUUUUAGUUGGGAAGGUGAACGACAAUUGGAAACACGUGCGGACAAGAGGAAUGUCCAGCUUACACGUUCUGGAACGUUUCAACAUAUCAUUAAAAAUCGAAAGACGAGUGUUCGUCUCGUCGGAUCCAAAUUUACCGUCUGUUACAGUGUCAGGGAAUCUACCAAGAUUAGUGGUGCACGUUAACGAACAGAAAGUAGAAGCCAUUCGACUGAUGUACAGUUUGCUGACGAGCUUUUCCAAGUCCACAGGAAUUCCUCAAACCGACGUGAUCAACGUCGAACCUGAAAGUCCCAAGAAAGAAGAAAAUUUGGACAAGUCUUUGAGUCAUGCGGUGAUGGUUCAGUUCAUUAUUGAUCAAAUGACUUUUGAGUUGCAAUCGAGGGGUCGCAGUGUAGCGGAGUUACAGGUCUCCGGGGUUCGAGCCGCUUUCAGCAAAAGAACAGCGGACAUCAGUAUUUCCUUGUCGGUCCAUGGAUUGUUACUCGUGGAUGCUCUUCAAGAAUUCGGCCCCGAUUUCGAGUUACUAGUAGCCAGUCACAAACACGUAGGAAUGGACAGCAUCUCAGGCAGUUUAAGAGACUCGGAACCAACGUCACCGGUCUCUCCAGUCUCUCCUGGAUCUCCGGACCCCAAUGUUCCUAGACGACUGACUUCUCCGAUCGCUUUAACAAAUGCUCUGUCCAAUCUGGCGAAUAAAGCGAAGAAUCCUCAGUCUCCCAGAAAUAAUUCAUUGAUCGAUUUAGAGAAGAUGGACUCUGAGGCUCUGAUCGUAGUCGAGUUAAUGUUGGUAUACGACGUAUUAGAAAUUUUGAGAGUUGCCAACAUUCAGUUCAACAACCUGGACAUCAUCGCCAAUCAAGAAACAAUCGUGGAGCUAAUGGGCUUCUUCAGAAGGAUAUUCCCGUCUCGAAAAAUGAGACCGGGCAUCAUAGAAAGACAGGAAUCACUUUCGAGUCAAAGUACGGAGUCGAAAGUCUCCACCAGGACUGAGAUUACUUUUGAUUUCCACAGACUGAACGUUCUGCUUCUGCGGGCAGUGAUGCAGGAUAACCACUUGGUAGGGCAAAAGAUUGCUACGGCCACAAUGUGCGAUGCCCGCAUACAAGCGACUUUAGCAGUGAACGCUUCUAUUUCUGGAUCACUUGGAGGUCUACAGGUGCUGGACCAAACGUCAACCGGUAAAACUCAUCAGCGUAUAAUCAGCGUCGGUAGAGACCCCAUAGCGGAUCCACCUCAACAUCCACUGGAACACUUUACAAGCUUAACCGACCAGCCCGAAGCAUUAAGAUUCUCAGCCAACAGGUGUACCAAACCCUGUGCACAACAGCAGGAUGGAAUGGAGACUCUGAUAGACUUAACAGUACGCAUAGGUAGCGUCUGGUACACUCAUGCUCCACAUUUACUUUCAGAACUGCGUUCCUGUGCCGACGAAUUUAAACAGUAUUUGAGCAAUCUUGCACGCCAGAUCAGCGCAGCUGCUACCGACAUGGCUAUCGGUCUGGUGAACGCAGAGGACUGGUCGAUACCACCGCGUAGACGCUUGCCAAGUCUCUCAGUAGACUUGGAGAACCCAGGGAUCUUGUUUUUUAAGUUGGACGUUCUUCUGGACAGCCCUGUAUUGGUGAUACCAAGGUCGUCUCACAGUAGACAGGUGUUCGUUGCUCACCUUGGUACCAUGUCUCUGCAACACGAACCUCAUCCUGGCUCUAUGGCGAAACACAAAGUGAUUCUAGAGGUCCGGGACAUGAAUCUGUACUCUUUAGAAAUAUCUGCCAAUAUCGGCAAGGCGAACAGCAAUCUACCUUUGAGGGCUGAGCAGAUGUACAGUUGCAAGGAGUCAGGUAAACCGAUCUUGCACGAUACUGUCCUAAAGGUUGUAGUCGAGAAGGAAACCGCACUGGCACAGAGCCCCAGUUUCUUUUUCGACGGUGAGUUCUCAAGCAAUCCCAUCGUCCAGGUUCAUGGAAUCGUCAUGACACCUCUGAAAGUGUCUCUGUCUCGAGGACAGUACGAGCAGCUGUUGGACACGAUCAACAGGUUGUUCUCGAUGCCAGUCUCGGUGCCGGUUGUUCAGAAAUUACAGACAACGAACAAGGUGCAGAACAACUAUUCCGACAAGCUCGACUUGUCCAUCAAGGUUCUGUUCGAAUUACCCACGUUGAGCAUGGAGUUGAAGCAGGGUCCUUUGGAGCAACCGUUGGUCGAGCUGUCGAUGAGGGACUUCGUUGCAAAGUAUGAGAAGCUGCAGAAAAACGAAUCUACCAUUCAGGUCGCACUGCGUUCUCUCCUCAUGGAGGACCUGCUAUGCCCUAUUGGUUCACGACACCGCUGCAUGAUGCAGUCCUCGGCACCGACUCGCGCCAAACUUCCAGCUGGUGUUUCCAAAUCAUGUCCUAACUUUGCAUUUAUACAGCAGGUCAAGAGCCAGUGUGGACGAGGAAGCUUGCCCGAUAGAUUGGAGACAGACACGUUGUACGGCACAAUCCCUGCUCACUGGCGUAGGAAACCUGUGUCGCUGAUACAUACUCCAAACACGCCGCCUCCAUCGCCCGGUGCAUCCACCAGUGAGGAAAAUUUGGUUCUGUUGAGUAUCAGCAUUAUUGAGCCUGACCAUGACCAGUUAACGAAAGACCAAUUUCAUCAGAAGAUAGUAACUGUAGAUUUCAACUGCCUGGACUUGGUAAUAAGCGUUGAGUCUUGGAUGGUAGUGUUCGACUUCUUUGGAUUUGCUGGUCCGUCUAGAGUUAAUCCCAAAGUCACCAUGCACCAAACAUCUGUAGACGUGGAUCAGCUAGACAAAGUGGAUAAUCUACCUUUGAGGUCAGAGACUGAAAUAGAAGUCAGGUCUCUGACACUAGUAUUGAUACAGUCUGAAAGAGAGAUCGCAAAGGCCAAUGUAUCUAAUGCAAAUAUGCACAUUUUAAAGGCUAAUGGAAAGACAAAAAUAUCAGGGUCCUUGGGGUCCAUGUCCUUGUUAGAUCUGACUCCACAUGGUAGGUUUUAUAGAGAGAGAUUCCUUUCGUCGGGAAGGAAGGCUCUGAAUUUUCAGUAUUCUAGUUAUGUAGACACAGAGAAACGACCAUACGAUGCUCAAUUGAAGCUGGAAAUGUCUGCGGUGCAUUAUGUGCACACACAAAGGUUUGUGGCAGAACUUCAGGCAUUCUUUGGCCACUUCUCCCAACUGUGGACCAUCAUGGCAAACCUAAGAGCUGGAGUUGGUGCUAUUAUUGACACCAAUAAAAGGAGUAUGAGGUUAUCGUUGCAACUCCAAGCAGGUGCUCCUGUGAUACUGCUGCCAGUCAGUUCAAGAUCUGACGAGCUGAUUCUAUUAGACCUGGGAGAACUCACUGCUCACAAUCAGUUUGCGGUUUCAGAAGUUGUAGACAAAUGCAUGUUAGAUGUAAUGUUCCUCGAGUUGGUUAACAUGGACGUUUAUGCAGCAAAAAGAGUAAACUGCAAUGAUCAGGAUGACAAAAUGGAUACACUGAUGGUUGGUGGUUUUCACAUUCAAAAACUUGGGUCCUCUUUACUCACUGAAAUGUGUCAUCUGAAGCUACGCAUCGAAAGAAACUUGGACAUUUAUAUCAGCAGAGCAAUUCCGGACUUGAGCAUACAUGGGACCCUCUCAACCAUGGACUGCGCUUUGGAUCCUGCCCAGUAUAUGUUGAUUCGAGGACUGCUUUCUUACAACAUUGGAGAAAAUUUAGAGGACUUGCGUCAGUUUAUGCAGGAUCUUGACCAAACGGUGGAGUACUCAAUAACCAAUGUAGAUAAUAGGGGAAAGAUCUGGAAAAAGUCUUGUAUAACUCUGGAACUGGUGAACGUGACCGUGAAGCUACACCCAAAUCACAAUAUAGCAGCUCUAGCUUGCGUCAAUUUUAUUAAGUCCAGGUUGACGUUGGAUUCGUUGAGUGAUGGGUCGCAAGACAUUGACUUGGUGUCCCAGGAGAUUUUAAUCACAGACAUGAGAUUCCAGGAUGAACCGGUUAACAAACAAUCUAACGUUUUCACAAGUAUCUUACAGCCUCUGAGGAAUGCCAACAAUGAGAAUCGUGUCCAGGCUGAGGUGCAUCACAGAAGACGUAAGACCAACGCAGCCACGACCAUUUUGGUGCACAGUAUGCGAUUGACCGCUAUUCUUGAUUGGUGGGAGGCCGUCAGGGAUUUUUUGAUGUUGAAUUCCAUGGAACCACAACCCAUUAUUGGAAUCGCACAAACAGCUACUGAAAACAACCAGGAAAACGAGAACAAUGCCUUAACUGCGAUACCGGUUGAGCUGAAGAUCAACAUCACUGAUUCUGAGCUGGUUAUUGUAGAAGAUACAUCAGUCCGCGAUACUAAUGCUGUUAUCCUGAAGAGCACCGCUGUGCUUUCAUAUCGGUCCGCUCCUCAGGAAGGAGAGAAACCAUUGUCCUGUAAUUUGUCCCACUGUGAGUUAUUUUCCUGCAUUUUGGGAUUGGAAGAAGAAACAGCAUUGUCCAUAAUUGACCCUGUGGGAGCCAGUUUAGAUCUGACGCAGGACAAGUGUCUGGAGAUACAGCUGCAGCCACUUUGUGUGAGAUUGAGCUACCAUGAUGUGACCAUGUUCUCCAGGAUGCUCAGCUCUUUGCCAAAACAGACUUUGCUAGCUAAACAGAGAUCUAGUGAAGCAUUGACUACCCUUGAGAGACAGGUGCAACAAUUAACUGCAUUAGGAUUCACAGAUGCUGAUUGUAGGGCAGCCUUGGAUCUGUGUAAUGGUCAGCUGGAUGAGGCAGCUUUGUGGCUGACACAAAAUGCAAUACCUGACUCCAAUGUUAACACAAACAAUGAAUCUGUGUUUCAUAUGAUUGAGUUGCAAACACCUUGUGCAAGGAUAUGCAUCAUAGAUGACUGUAGAGAUGCUGAUGUGCCAUUGUUAGAGAUGUCAUUGCUAGAUCUUAAUCUGAAGCAACAGUACAUGGGACCUGGUCUGGUUUCUUCCACAUUCAGCAUUGAUUAUUAUAACAGGGUCCUGAGUGGAUGGGAGCCCUUCGUUGAACCAUGGAAGGCUUCAGUUCACUGGGAACAGACCUUUACUAAUUCCCUCAGUGCCAAGAGACUGCAGAUGUCUAUUGACUCUCAAGAUUCUGUGGAUGUUAAUAUAACUUCUACAUUAGUAGAAUUGAUAGAGUUAGUGAAGAACAACUGGAUGCAGGAUUUCUACUUAACAUCCACUAAAGAUGUUAAUGUAAAUAAAACAAGUGGGAAUGGAACAGCGUACAAACGUCGAAUGCCUUUCAUUCCUUUUGCAUUGAAGAAUGAAACUGGUUGCAAAUUGUGGUUUAAAACGAUUAUUGCCACAGCUGACGAUACUAAAGACAUUGGGCAGAAUUUUAAAACAAAGAACGUUUUUCAGAAGGAUGAUACUUGGCUAGAAGUUGUUCCUGGUGAGACAGUCCCAUUUACGUUUGAAGGAAGAGGGAAGUUAAGGCAUCAUGCAACUCAUACAGUUCGCAGACAUCAAAUUACAGUGUUGAUAGAUGGAUGGAGACCGGUGGACCCUGUUACUGUGGAUCGUGUUGGCAUAUACUUCAGACAUGCAAAUACAAAUGCUACUACUUCACAGUUUCAGAUGUUCACACCAAAGGCCAGAAUAGUAUUUGCUGUUGAAUUAGAAGGAUCAGCUAGAAAAUUAGUGACAGUUAGAUCGGCUUUGCAAAUAUCCAACAAAUUGAAACAUACAGUGGAAAUCAAAAUGGAGAAAUCUUUGAAUCAAUUUGGACAUUUACCUCUGUCUGUCAGCGACAGAAUUCUACAGGUACCUGCAUCGUCAACCGUAUCGGUACCUCUAACGCACACCGGUGUACAAAUGUGUAUAAAACCUAUUAAUCUGAAUAACCUGUUCCAAUAUUGUACAGAAACCAUAGAUUGGACAGUAGUAAAGAAACCGUUAGAAAUUAUAGAAAACCGUAUUACAUGUAGAGCUAAUCAUAACAAUAUAUUUAGAAUAUGUGUAGCAGUGAUGCGAGAUAAUUAUCCACCUGACACUACUCAAGUGCUACCAGGACACACUAUAACAGUGAUGGCUCCUCUUACAUUGACCAACUUAUUACCUCAUGAAUUGUUGUUUGAAGUAGGUACAGAAAACGGCAGAAUCCUACCCGGUGGUAGUGCAGACUUGCACACUAUGAAUGUUGAAGAGCAGCUAGAGAUUGUGAUACAAUUAGAUGGUUAUCCUGGUCCAGGAAUGAUGAUAUUGCCUUCACAUACCAGCUCAUUUACCGCUCGUCUCAGACUAACAGAUUCCUCCGGCAGAAUAUUAUACCUACAUGCAGCUGUUAAUAUAGAAAAAGGUUCUGGCAUACAAAUCAACAUCACAGCCCCUUAUUGGAUCAUCAAUAAGACGGGUUUACCGCUAGUAUUUCGGCAAGAAGGAGUUGGAGUUGAAGCAGCUGGUCAAUUCGAAGAACACGAGAAGGCUAGAAUGAUAGAACCGCUGUUAUUUUCCUUCAGCGAUGAAGAAGCUAGCAGGACCUUAUCAGUAAGAGUGGGCACUGCAGUGCAUCCUCAGGGAAUACCUCAAUGGUCUCAGCACUUUCAUUUGCAACCUGGAAUACAGGUGCACCGUCUCAGAAUAUCCUUGCGCGACGGUCGACCGGACAUAGUAUAUUUAAUUAGUGUGGCAACUAGGACAGCAAGAGGAAAAUACAGGGCUACCACAGUGGUCACGUUAUCUCCCAGAUACCAAUUGCACAAUAAAUCAAGUUUCACUUUGGAAUUAGCUCAGAAAUGUUUUACUACAACGAUUAGUCAUCCAGAUGCUCAAGCAACGUACAUAAGAACCAUGCCAGAUUGUCACAUGCCAUUUCAUUGGCCACGUCUCGACAAGGACUUAUUACUGUGUGUCCGUAUCACGAAUGUCAAAGAUUGCAUGUGGUCUGGCGGUAUGAGACUGGACGAUAAUUAUUCGUUGACGAUUAACAUCAGAGAUGCAAUAGGAAGAAUGCACUUUCUUCGAGUAGAUGUCGUGUUACAAGAAAGUACUUAUUUUAUUGUCUUCACUGAUGCGGAUACUAUGCCACCGCCUAUAAGAGUAGAUAAUUUUUCGGAGGUGCCUUUGAUAGUCAAUCAGGUUACUGUACACGACAGUCUGCAGUGGACUGUCAGGCCACAUUCAUCCGUACCGUAUGCACUGGAUGAGCCAAUUGAAUCUGCUGGUUUAGUUUUAACUGCACCUGGAGGAGUAACAGCUACGUACGACUUGAAUAUACUCGGUGAAAGUAGAGGUCUGACUUACGAGAACUUCAUUUACAUCGCUUUUACUGGUACUUUCAAAACUGACUGCGAUCUGGGAACAGGAGAGGGUGGUCUUGACCCUCUAGACGUUGAAACGCAAAGGUUAGUUUUAGAAGCUGGUCCUGGUGGCUGGGUUGCCUUGCGAAGGAAGCAGUACGGGGCUAGAUCACAACUUUGGAGAAUGACUGGUGAUGGUCAAUUACAACAUGAAGGAUCUAGCCCACCCAGAGACAAGCACUCAAAGACCCCUGAAACGGUGUUAGUCCUAGAUAUCGCAGGCACAGCACCACAACCUUUUACAUAUUGUGCUCUUGCAUUGAGGAAACCUGAUCCCAGAAGAAGAUCAACGCAAACAUGGCGGUUCACCGAUGACGGGCGAUUGUGUUGUGCACAUAAGAACAUGUGUGUUCAGUCGAAAGACGGAUUUAUGGGAUUACACGAAGGCGGCUGUGUCGCCCGUUGGCAAAUGUGGAGCGAAGCAGUAUUGGGUCCUCAAACCCACAGCAAUCCACCACCAAUUGAACAACGCGUAGGAAGACAAAAGCUGAGACCAGGAUCUGGCUUCCUGUCUGUCAGGGUGACUACUGAUGGGCCAACCAGAGUGUUACAAGUGUUGGAUAUCAAAGAAAGAAAAAAGACUUUCGCAUUACUGGAAGAACGCGACUGGUCGCACAUCGCAGUGAGUCACCGUCCAACACAGAUAAAUACAGACGCUGAAAAAUUGAAUUCUCGAGAAGUGGAACUGAGAGUCAACCUGUUAGCUGGACUAGGAUUAUCAAUCGUUUCGAGAAGACCUGUUGAGGAGUUGCUGUUCGCUCGUUUAGCCGGUAUUUCUUUGGAACUUGUCCAAACACCUGGCAACACCAGCUUAGAUCUGAGCGUGGAAGACAUACAAAUAGACAAUCAAUUAUUUGAAGCACAAUGCACCUCCGUCUUGUACGUGACACGUCCUGCUCGUGUCGAAAGCGAGCACAGACCAGCGAUACACGUGGUCGCUGAGAAGUUGAAGUCCAGAAAUCAGAACGCAGAAAUAUAUAAGCACGUGAUCGUGACUAUCAAGCCGCUUUGUAUACACUUGGAAGAAAAGCUGAUCUUGAAAUUGGCCGCAUUCAUUGGAGCUGGAAGAUCGGAGCUUGAGGUGCCGGUAGAUGAAAAUGAUUUCAAAGCACAAAGGUUUAUUUCAGAGGUGUCUGCGGCGCACGCCAAGCGAUACUACUUUGGAGCUCUGAAAAUUGUUCCUAGUCAAGUAAAGUUAAGCGUGCUCACAACUACCAAGCUACCACGUCAUUUGCAAGCGAUAAAAAGACAAUUAGGCCUAACCUUAAUCAAGUUCGAAGACGCCACGAUUGAAUUGGAGCCGUUCAUUAAGAAACAUCCCUUCGAAAGUACUCAAUUUUUAGUACAUUCCAUUGUAAAGCAUUACAAAGAUGAGCUGAAGUGGCAAGCAGCUGUAAUACUAGGAUCCGUAGAUUUCUUGGGUAAUCCUCUCGGCUUCGUAAACGAUGUCACAGAAGGUGUAUCAGGCUUGAUUUACGAAGGAAGCGUGAAGACAUUAGUGAAAAACGUUACUCAUGGUAUAUCGAAUUCAGCUGCCAAAGUGACAGAAUCCCUGUCCGAUGGAUUGGGUCGGGUCAUAAUGGACGAAAGGCAUGAAGAAGCUAGGCAAAGAAUUCGUGCGAAUACCGCGGGUAGUAGCGAUCACUUGGUAGCUGGAUUAAAGGGUUUUGGGUUCGGAUUACUGGGAGGCGUGACAAGUAUCUUCAAACAGACUUACGAUGGUGCUACGAACGAAGGAUUUCCGGGUUUCUUUGCUGGUUUCGGUAAAGGAGUUGUUGGUACAAUUACAAAGCCAGUCGUAGGAGUCUUAGAUCUGGCUACGGAAACUGCCACUGCUGUACGGGAAACUAGUAGAAGCGCUCAUCGUGCGAUACCAAAACGAGAUAGGUACCCCCGUGUCGCCAGUGGUCCAGCCGGCCUACUACCUCCUUAUAAUCGUCAACAAGCAGAGGGUCAAGAGUUCCUCUACAUUAUAAACGACCAUAAUUACUCAGAAUUGUUUGUAGCGUACGAGUGUCUGCGUACAGGCACAGAAAAUUUAAGAGUACUCGUGUCAAAUGAACAAGUCCGUGUGAUAUCCGGUGGUACAAAAGGGGUGGUCACUGAAGUUAGUUUAGCGGAUCUAUUGUAUUGCCAACCUAUGCAUAAACUCGAAAGUAAUGGUGUAACAUUAUAUUACAUCGAAUUGAUAUCCAGAUCAGACUCAGCCAUUACCGUUAACGUGGACGGUCCUGAACUAUUGAGGAGACCUAAGGUUCGAUGUGAUAACGAGGAAGUGGCUAAAAGAGUAUCGCAACAAAUUAAUUAUGCGAAGGGUAUGCACGAAGAACGUAGUUUAACGUUAACUUCGUCGGACAAUAUGCUAGAUGACGUCCAAUACUACAAAUAAUUACAGAUGAUCUGCGCACUAACAUAUUUUCUACUUUAUGUUUAACAUAUAUAUUUGUUUCAAUUGCUAGUCGGCACCUCGGUUUCUAUGUUUUUUUAAUGAUGCACAUAAUGAUGCCUUACUACGCUUAAACUAAUUUGAUGAUAAGACUGACGCAAGGCACCAUUCAUGCAGACACGCGGAACUUUUUUAAGUUAAGGGAAAUCAGCUGGACAAUACACUUCGAAAAAGACGUGUUAGAAUAUUUGGUUAUCGCACAGAUAUCUUUGAUACUAAUUAUAAGAGAUAUAAAUAGGACGUCUUUCAAAAGACGGAUUUUUUUUUAAUAAUGUGUGUAUAUAUAUAUAUUUAAUGAUAUGUACAAUAUAGUUAAGUAUGUCUGGACUAAUGUAAUCUACUUAAAAAGAAACAGGUAGCAAAUACCAAAGUUUUUGUAUAGGAUAUAGGAUAUUUAUUUUCUAUUAACGAGUUUAAUAUUUUGCAAACUACUUGCGUUCGUAACUAUAAACUAUAUUUUUUAUGGUGUCGAGUGUAACGUUGUAUAAAAAUAAUGCCAUUAACCAAAGUAUUAAUAACUGUACAUUCUUAUAUGAUGUAAUGCGUGUACAAAUAACUCGAACUUGUACAGAUAUUAUGUAAGAUUCAAAUCAGCUCUGUUUAAAUACAUACAUUUUUAUAAAGCUGAUGCUUUGUACAGCUUGAGUAUACAGUAUAUAUUUAUGAUAUUUGAUGAAUAAAACUGUGAAUAAAUACUAGUACACUAGA
This is a messenger RNA of Megachile rotundata (alfalfa leafcutting bee), 13187 nucleotides long. RefSeq names its product vacuolar protein sorting 13D (gene Vps13D). The record is from RefSeq and is a predicted model, not a curated record. Gene Ontology annotation, molecular function: protein binding. Gene Ontology annotation, biological process: mitochondrion organization; protein retention in Golgi apparatus; protein targeting to vacuole. NCBI's taxonomy places the organism in Eukaryota, Metazoa, Arthropoda, Insecta, Hymenoptera, Megachilidae.